AUGGCUGAUAGUCAUAUCGAAAAUAGUUUUAAACUUGUUAAGGAGCUUGAUGGUAGGCGACUGAGCAAUGAAUUCCAGUUAAUAUCUUUGGAUGUAGUUAGCCUCUUCACUAACGUCCCCAUUGAUUACGCGAUGGAUUGUAUCAAGGACCAUUGGCGUUUUAUCUCUAAAGAUUGCUGUUUGUCGGAGGAGGAAUUUAUUAAAGCAAUACAGUUUGUCUUAGAUUCUACUUUCUUUGUGUUCGAUAGUGUUAUAUAUAAGCAGAAUUAUGGUACACCCAUGGGUUCACCGUUGUCGCCUGUCAUUGCGGAUCUAGUUAUGCGAAAUUUGGAGUCAUCCACGGCUUCAGUUCACUAUAGAGGGGGGGAGGGUAAUAGAUUGAAUUUUCUAGAUGUUACAGUGAUUAGGGAUAAUAAGACGAUAGAGUUCGACUGGUACCACAAGCCGACGUUUUCAGGUAGAUACUUGAACUUCUGGUCACAGCACCCGGUUUCUCAAAAAAUAGGCACAGUCGCGGGAUUAGUUGAUAGAGUAGUUCUUCUUUCGAAUCCCAAAUUUCACUUUAGUAACUUUGUUUUCAUAAUUGAAGUAUUGUUAGGGAAUGAUUAUCCAUUAGACUUUAUAUUUGAGAACAUUAGCAACCGGUUGAAGAGCGUUAUCAUGGCUAGUAAUAGGAAAAAUGUGGUGAGGGAGAACAGCGUGGAUGUAGUGCAGCCUUCGUGGUUUACGGUUCCUUUCGUUCGGGGUAUUACUGAGAAGUUUAAUAGAUUAAGGAGCGAUCAUAUGAGGGUGUCGUUUUAUAGCAUUAACAAAUUGCGAGAAUUCAUAGGACGUGAACAACUAAAAACAAGAAUCACGGAACACAAGAACCAUAUCCGAUGGAACACGUCUACCCGCAACGUUAUAACGGAGCAUCGGUUGCAAGAGGGACAUGAGUUCGAUUGGGACAACGUUGCAAUACUGGACGAGAGGUUCCUCGGUAGUGUGGUUACACUACCAGAAGAGAUUGACUUCGGAAAUGAUAUUCAUCAGGAAACAGACGCAUGGACUUAA
Messenger RNA from Mycetomoellerius zeteki, 1053 nucleotides. RefSeq lists its product as uncharacterized. The transcript has 4 exons. Lineage: Eukaryota; Metazoa; Arthropoda; Insecta; Hymenoptera; Formicidae. The record is from RefSeq and is a predicted model, not a curated record. Bases 1 to 1053 code for a protein of 350 amino acids.